GGAUGCAUUGUAUUUCAAAAAACACGUUUAUAAAAAUUCAAUCAGGCAUGUAUAAACUUAAAGAUUAAAGCUUGUUUUGAGCUGAAUUUGGUAGUAAUAGUAGCAUACCGCAUUUAAUGAAAAUGGGACAACGUCAUAGUAAAUUGGCUCCGAAAACUUUAGCCGAGCUGAGAGAUCAGACGAACUUCACUGUGGAGGAACUUAAUGAGUGGUAUAAAGAAUUCAGAAGUAGCUGGCCGAAAGGAGCCCUGACAGUGGACGAGUUUAAGAAGGCCUACUCCACUUUCUUCCCGCUAGGGGACGCCUCGGAGUUCGCCAAACACGUGUUCCGGGUUUUUGAUCAGAAUGAUGAUGGUUUGCUGGACUUCCGGGAAUUCGUCUGCGGGUUUAGUGUCGUCCUGAGAGGAAGUGUUGACGACAAACUGUCCUUCAGUUUCCAAAUCUACGACAUUAACGGCAACGGAUUUAUCACCAGAGACGAAAUGAAGGAGGUGCUUUCUGCGAUGUACAAGGUGGAAUGCGCGCUGUCAGCUGACCCCACGAGAGACGACCCGGAAGAGAGAACCGACGCCAUCUUUAAUCAGAUGGACAUUAAUUGUGAUGACAACUUGUCCCUGGAAGAAUUCGUACAGGGGAUCAAAAAGGACCCCCACAUCCUUAAAAUACUGGAAAUCCAGUGACACGAGAUGAAAACGGCUAAUUGUUUGCUUUGUGAACUUUAAUGCCAAUUAAUAAACUGAUUUAGGACACUAAAGAGUGUAAAGAGCUCGUGUUCAAUGUAUUGAAAUGUCUCGAUAUAUACAUAUUUAUGUGUAACUGGCUGGUUGUACAUGCAUCAAUCAAUUAUUUAUUCCAUUGCAUUUAAAACUGUUUUCGAAUAAUACUAAUCAAUACAUGUACAUUUAAAUAUCUACACAUCUUUUAGUUAAUUGAUACG
Molecule: messenger RNA, 937 nt
Organism: Saccostrea cuccullata (small rock oyster)
Lineage: Eukaryota; Metazoa; Mollusca; Bivalvia; Ostreida; Ostreidae
Product: hippocalcin-like protein 1
Exons: 2
Coding region: 117-680 (187 amino acids)
Molecular function (GO): calcium ion binding
Source: RefSeq, a predicted model, not a curated record